GCUAACCCGAGCGGGUCAUGGCAAUUCAACGCUUGUUAUUGUGACUACAGAGAUGUAUCAGUUUUUAUAAAACUUGACACUACGUUGUAUCUCAUCUGCGUGGCUCAGCAACAUGUCUGUCUUACAUUCCGACGGUGGAGGAUUCUUCAUAGCGCCAGGUUUGGGUUAUAACAUGGAAUGGGACGAAGAGGACAGUGUGGAUCACCAGCUACUCAUUUUACAAAAAGCCGAUGCGCUGGCAUCGGAAAACCAUCUUAAAGAAGCCCUUGAUUUGUUUUCAGCGGCGAUAAGGUAUGGGCCGGUGAAACCGGAACAGCUGAGCACUUUAGUGGACUGCAUUCUACGGAAAUUCAAGGCGACUCAUGCUUCAAACCCGACGGACAACAACAACACACAUUCAAAGAAAGAUAGCAGCGCGGAUCAAAACCCCAGUGAUAUUUUUUGUUGUCCGGGCUGCCACAGACUCCUUAAUGAACCUUUAACUGUUAGUUGUGGACACACUUAUUGCAAAAGGUGUUUGCAAGGAGACUUGUUCUCCAAAUGCAAGCUUUGUAGUAAUGACAUGGCUGGGCGCGCCGAAAUGCCGUUACUUAGACCAAACGUCAUCCUCUCCAAUGUUUUGGAAAAGUGUUAUCCAAGUGAGACUAAAAUAUUUAAAGUCAUUUCGAAAGUUGAAGAUCUGUCAAGAAAACGACUCUUUGAAGAAGGGUUGGCUUUGUCCAAUAGCAUAAUUGAGUCAGAUCCGGGGGAUGCCCUGGCAAGAAUGUGCAGGGCGGAGGUGUAUGCAGGACUCAAGCAGUACAAGUCUGCUCUCAAGGAUCUUGAAGAGCUGUGUGCGGCCUUGCCUGACUGGCCAGAGGUGUAUUAUCGGAAAGGCAAAAUACUUCAAGAGAUGAACUGCAGCAAUGACUCUCUGCAAGUGUUCCUCCAAUGUCUGGCCUUAGAUGAGGACUUCAUGCCUGCCAAACAGGAAGUGGAGAAGAUUGUGUACGAUUUGGUGUCACCUGUCUGUGAGAAUGUCAAAGCGGGUCUCCAGGAGACUGCAUUGAGCUCAUCCCCAUACAUGCGCAGCAAAGGGCUGGUCAGUGAAGCCCAGGGCCAGGCCCCACCUGACACGCACACAUACCACAAAGAGGAAUGUGAUGUGCUGAGCCAGUUGGAGAAUGUAGAGCAUUCAGGUCUCAGCCGGGCUUUCUCCCUGCGAGUCCACGGUCGCCUGGGUGGGUCUGUGCCUGAAGAGGGCCUGAAGAGGGUGUCCUCCGCACCCCAGCUGGGGGACCAGGACAAGGGGGUCAUGCUGAAGAGGAAGCUGUCCGUAUGCGAGGCAGGACCCUCUGUCAUCAAUAGCGGUGGGAACAAGCACAAAAAACAAGUCGAUGUGAUGGUAGCAGGAAACUGCACCCCUGUCCCCUGCAGAGAAGUUCCUGCUGAAUUAUUGGAGGCAAGCGAUCUUGAGUGCCCUCUUUGUAUGAGAUUAUUCUAUCAGCCUGUGACCACACCCUGCGGGCACACCUUCUGCAAGAGCUGCCUGGAACGCUGUCUGGAUCACAUGUCCCAGUGUCCUCUCUGCAAAGAAAGUCUCAAAGAGUACCUAGCAUCUAGGCAGUACAGUAUUACAGAGGUUCUGGAUGGACUAAUUAAAAAUUACUUGCCUGAAGAGCAUUUAGAGAGAUACAAAACUCACACUGAGGAAACAGAAGAGCUCUCUGACCUGACGAAGAAUGUCCCGAUGUUUGUUUGCACCAUGGCAUACCCCACUGUGCCUUGCCCCCUGCACGUCUUUGAACCAAGAUAUCGGCUGAUGAUCAGAAGGUGCAUGGAGACUGGCACCAAGCGAUUCGGGAUGUGCAUCCACGACGCGCAGAAAGGGUUUGCAGACUAUGGCUGCAUGCUCCAGAUCAGAAGCGUGCACUUCCUGCCCGACGGCCGAUCAGUGGUGGACACUAUUGGCUGGAAGCGGUUCCAGGUGCUGAGUCGAGGAAUGAAAGACGGAUACAACACUGCAGACAUUGAAUACCUGGAAGAUGUAAAGGUAAACAACGUAAAAGGAUUGUUGAAACUCCAAGAGCUUCACGAUCAAGUAUACGAACAGGCCUGCAGCUGGUUCCAGAGCCUGAAGAACCACUUCAGAGGACAGAUCCUGCAGCACUUUGGUCCCAUGCCAGAGCAAGAGACAGACCUUCAGGUUACUCCCAACGGGCCAGCUUGGUGCUGGUGGCUCUUGGCGGUCCUGCCUGUAGAUCCCAGGUAUCAGCUGUCUGUGCUCUCCAUGAUGUCCCUGAAGGAACGGCUGGUGAAGAUUCAGCAAAUCCUCACCUACCUGCAAAGCAUCCCCAAUGAGUAGCUCUUCCAGUCGUCUCACCUUUUGUGCGGUCCGUAUCCAGUGCUCUUUUACUGCCUUCUCACAGAAGAAAAUUCGCCUUUUUCACUUAAUUUGUGGUGCUCAUCUCAUAUGAGCGUCAUAAGCAAUGAUAGCUUUGGCCUAAAUGCAGAUAAUUCACAGCAGUUUUUUUUUUUUUUUUGGAAUGGCAUGUGGGUUUGUGUGUUGAGGGGAAUAUCAUAAGCAAUUUCUGUGAAAUUUUGAAUGUGGAAUGAAAUGUGUGGAAAGCUGUACAGGGGAUGUAGAUGUUCUUCUUUACAUGUACAGGGUGUCACAAAAGGGUUUAGGUUCACACCCUGAAUGGCACCUGAAAGUGCAUGUAGGGGAAAGUAUGUGUCCACCUUCAACUGUGUCAGCUGUGCAUUCUGUCUCCCAUGUUGUACUAUCAAAUUCAUGUGGAAAGAGAUGGCAUUUUUGGUGGGUUUGGUUCCAGUAGUUCACCUUCAGUCUGAAGAAAUAGGACUUCCAACUGUGCUCUGAAUUGAUUUUGAAUUUAAUUUAAUCCUGACC
This is a messenger RNA of Megalops cyprinoides (Indo-Pacific tarpon), 2890 nucleotides long. RefSeq names its product LON peptidase N-terminal domain and RING finger protein 1-like. The transcript has 12 exons. Gene Ontology annotation, molecular function: protein binding. Lineage: Eukaryota; Metazoa; Chordata; Actinopteri; Elopiformes; Megalopidae. Bases 113 to 2344 code for a protein of 743 amino acids. The record is from RefSeq and is a predicted model, not a curated record.